AUGCUUGAAAGAGCUGCUUUGCUGCAUAGACUGAGACUUCCUGCGCAUAGCCUGCCAUUCAUCUAUAAUGGCGCUUUGUUUGGGGGGGCAAAACGGUCCUUCAGUGCCACAAGUAAACGAUGCACUUAUGAAGAGGAGAAAGCCGUCCUCGACGAACUCAAGCCCCAACUAACGGCAGAUGACCUAAAACACUCCAAAUUGCUGCGUAAUAUCGGUGUUUCAGCGCACAUUGACUCCGGAAAGACGACUUUUACCGAACGUGUGCUGUACUACACUGGGAGAAUCAAGGCCAUCCACGAGGUGCGCGGCCGCGACAGUGUUGGGGCAAAGAUGGACCACAUGGAUUUGGAGAGAGAAAAGGGUAUUACGAUCCAGUCUGCAGCUACGUACUGCUCGUGGGACAAGGACCAGGAGUCGUACCAUUUCAACCUCAUUGACACGCCCGGGCACAUCGACUUCACCAUCGAGGUUGAGCGUGCGCUACGGGUAUUGGACGGUGCAGUUCUAGUUGUUUGUGCUGUGUCAGGUGUUCAGUCUCAGACGGUUACCGUCGACCGGCAGAUGCGAAGAUACAAUGUUCCUCGUGUUACGUUCAUCAACAAGAUGGACCGUAUGGGCGCAGAUCCCUUCAAGGCAAUCCAGCAGAUCAACACCAAGCUUCGGAUCCCUGCUGCUGCCGUGCAUGUUCCAAUUGGCUCCGAAUCGGAUCUAUGCGGUGUGGUGGAUAUAAUCAACAGGGUAGCUAUCUACAAUGAAGGUGAAAAUGGUGAAGUUCUUCGUAAGGGUCCAGUCCCAGAGGAACUGCAGGAUCUCGUUGAAGAGAAACGCUUGCUUUUAGUUGAAACAUUGGCGGAUGUUGACGAUGAGAUGGCAGAGAUCUUCCUGGAUGAACAAGAGCCUACCGUGCAACAGAUUAAGGAUGCCAUCCGCAGGGCGACUAUUGCCAGAAAAUUUACACCUGUUCUCAUGGGAUCUGCGUUGGCUAACACCGGUAUUCAAAAUGUGCUUGAUGCGAUCGUUGAUUACCUUCCAGAGCCAUCUGAAGUUUUGAACACCGCCCUAGAUGUCUCGAACAACGAGACAAAGGUUAACCUGAUCCCUUCAUCUCACCAUCCGUUUGUUGGUUUGGCAUUCAAGCUAGAAGAAGGUAACUACGGGCAGCUAACGUACAUUCGCGUUUACCAGGGUAAGCUAAAGAAGGGUGGUUACAUCACCAACGUUAGGACUGGUAAGAAGGUUAAGGUUUCUAGACUUGUGAGAAUGCACUCGAACGAAAUGGAAGACGUAAACGAGAUUGGCGCAGGCGAAAUCUGUGCAACCUUUGGAAUCGACUGUUCCUCGGGUGACACCUUUACCGAUGGCAAGUUGAAGUACUCCAUGUCCUCCAUGUAUGUUCCAGAUGCGGUUAUUUCUUUGUCGAUCUCUCCAAACUCUAAGGAUUCCGCAACCAACUUUUCAAAGGCUCUCAACCGGUUUCAGAAGGAAGACCCCACCUUCAGAGUUAGAUUUGACCCAGAGUCCAAGCAAACUAUUAUUUCGGGUAUGGGAGAACUGCACUUGGAAAUCUACGUCGAGAGAAUGAGACGUGAAUACAACGUUGCCUGCACGACUGGUAAGCCCCAGGUGUCCUACAGGGAAUCGAUACAGAUACCUGCUACCUUUGAUUAUACCCACAAGAAACAGUCUGGUGGUGCAGGUCAAUACGCUAGGGUCAUGGGCAACCUAACCCCUGUGGCGAACUCCAGUGAGAACACAUUUACGACUGCUGUCGUCGGUGGCCGUAUUCCUGACAAAUACCUGGCUGCUUGUGCCAAGGGUUUCGAGGAGGUCUGCGAGAAGGGUCCUUUGAUUGGACACAAGGUUUUGGGUAUAAAUAUGCUGAUCAACGAUGGUGCUAUCCAUGCUGUUGACUCUAACGAAUUGGCCUUCAAGACUGCGACAACCGCCGCAUUUGUCCAGUCCUUCAUGCAGGCCCAGCCGGUCGUACUAGAACCAAUCAUGACCGUCACUGUCACCGCGCCGAAUGAGUUCCAGGGCAAUGUUAUCACACUUCUCAACAAGUUGCAAGCCGUUAUCCAGGACACCGAAAAUGGGCACGACGAAUUCACUAUGACCUCCGAAUGCUCCUUAAAUACCAUGUUCGGCUUCGCUACUUCUUUGAGAGCGUCCACCCAGGGCAAGGGCGAAUUUUCGCUCGAAUUCAAGCAGUAUUCUCCAGCAUCGCCGCAACUACAGAAGCAGUUGAUUGAGGAGUAUCGGAAGAGCAAGAAAUGA
Eremothecium gossypii ATCC 10895 is the source of this 2274-nucleotide messenger RNA. RefSeq names its product Mef1p (gene MEF1). NCBI's taxonomy places the organism in Eukaryota, Fungi, Ascomycota, Saccharomycetes, Saccharomycetales, Saccharomycetaceae. Gene Ontology annotation, biological process: mitochondrial translational elongation. Gene Ontology annotation, molecular function: GTP binding; GTPase activity; translation elongation factor activity. The transcript has a single exon. The record is from RefSeq and is marked provisional. Gene Ontology annotation, cellular component: mitochondrion. The coding region runs from base 1 to 2274 and encodes 757 amino acids.